Paramecium octaurelia is the source of this 2914-nucleotide messenger RNA. The record is from the annotation of a GenBank genome assembly. NCBI's taxonomy places the organism in Eukaryota, Ciliophora, Oligohymenophorea, Peniculida, Parameciidae.
AUGAUAAGAUGUGACCUAAGUGGAUCUGAAUUUCUCAAUGUCAAUAUUAGUGGUAUAAAUUUGAAUUAAGCCAAAUUAUUAAAUUGUAAGUGGAGGAGUUUAGGUAUAAAUGAGGGAAUUUCGUUAAAUGGUCAAAGUGGUAGGGUGGUAUAAGUUUUUUUUUCUUUAGAUGGUAAAUCAUUAGCCUCCCGUAGUGUUGAUAAUACAAUGCAUUUGUGGGAUGUUAAAACCAGAAAAAUAAAGUUUAAAAUAAAAAUGAAGGAUAUAUAAUCAAUUUGCCUAUCGCCUAAUGGUACUACAUUAGUUUCUAGUUGCAAAAAAUAAGCAUAUAUAUGGAAUCUCAAAACAGGAAAAAAAAUAUGUCAUUUAAUUGGCCAUAGAGAGAGUAUUGCUUCAGUAUGUUUCUCUCAAAAUGGCACUAUGUUAGCAUCUGUUAGUUUUGAUAGUACUAUCCUUUUGUGGAAUGUUAAGACAGGAAAAUAAAUCGACAAUUUAAAUGAUAUAUGUAGAAGGGUUAGAUCAAUCUGUAUCUCAUCUGAUGAUACUUUAUUAGCAUUAAAUAGUUCAAAUAACGAAUUAGUUUUAUGGGAUGUUACAAAAAAAGAAUAGAUAGUUAAAUUAGAUCGUUAUACGAGUGAUAUAUUCUGUUUCUCUCUGGAUGGUACUACAUUAGCAUCUUGUAGUGAUGAUAAGUCUAUCCAUUUAUGGGAUGUUGAGACAAGAUAAUAAACAGCCAAAUUAUAUGGUCAUUCGAGCUAGAUUAAUUCAGUCUGUUUCUCUCCUGAUUGUACUACAUUAGCAUCUGGUGGUUAUGAUUAGUCUAUCCAUAUAUGGGAUGCUAAGACAGGAUAAUUUAAAGCCAAAUUAGAUGGUCAUAAAGCGGGAAUUUCAUAAGUAUGUUUCUCUCCUGAUGGUCUCAUAUUAGCAUCUGUUAGUUAUGAUAAAUCUAUCUGUUUAUGGGAUAUUAAGACAGAAGAAUAAAAAGCCAAAUUAGAUGGUAUUUAAAAGGGAUUUCUGUAAAUAUGCUUUUCUCCUGAUGGUAAUACAUUAGCAUCUAUUGGUUAUGAUGACUCUAUCCAUUUAUGGGAUGUUAAGUCAGUAUAAUAACAAACUAAACUAGAUGGUCAUUCUGGUGGUGUUUAUACAGUCUGUUUCUCUUCUGAUGGCACUACAUUAGCAUCUGGAAUUCAUGAUAGAUCUAUCAGUUUAUGGGAUGUUGAGACAGGAUAAUAAAAAGCCAAAUUGGAUGGUCAUACGAGCUAGAUUAAUUCAGUCUGUUUCUCUCCUGAUUGUAAUACAUUAGCAUCUGGUAGUUCUGAUAAUUCUAUUCGUUUAUGGAGUGUUUAGACAGGAUAAUAAAUUAGCAAAUUAGAAGGUCAUUCAAAUUAGGUUAAAUCAGUUUGUUUCUCUCCUGAUGGUAAUACAUUAGCGUCUUAUAAUGGUAAGUUUAUCUGUUUAUGGGAUGUUAAGGCAGGAUAAUAAAAAGCCAAAUUAGAUGGUCAUACGAGUUCGAUUCAUUCAAUCUGCUUCUCCCCAGAUGGUCUCAUAUUAGCAUCUAGUAGUUAUGAUCCAUCUAUACGCUUAUGGGAUGUUAAGACAGGAUAAUAAAAAGCAAAAUUAGAUGGUCAUAAAACGGGAAUUCCAUAUGUAUGUUUCUCUCCAGAUGGUACUAUAUUAGCAUCUGUUAGUUAUGAUGGGUCUAUCCAUUUAUGGGAUGUUAAAACAGAAUAAUAAAAAGCCAAAUUAGAUGGUAUUUAUAAGGGAUGUCUGUAAAUAUGCUUUUCUCCUGAUGGUACUACAUUAGCAUCUAGUGGUUAUGAUUACUUUAUCCAUUUAUGGGAUGUUAAGAUAGUAUAAUAAAAAGCAAAAUUACAUUGUUAUUCAACGAGAAUUUUAUAAUUGUGCUUCUCUCCUGAUGGUAAUACAUUAGCAUCUAGUGUUGAUGAUAACUCUAUCUAUUUAUGGGAUGUUAAGACAACAUAAUAAAAAUGCAAAUUAAAUGGUCAUUCAGAGAGAAUUCUAUAAAUAUGCUUCUCUCCUGAUGGUACUAAAUUAGCUUCUAGUGGUGAUGAUAAGUCUAUCCAUUUAUGGGAUGUUAAGACAGUUUAAAAGGAAGGCUAGUCAAAGGGAAUUCUAUAAAUAUGCUUAUCUCCUGAUGGUACUACAUUAGCAUCUAUUGGUUAUGAUAACUCUAUCAGUUUAUGGGAUAUUAAGAUAGGUUAAUAAAAGUUAAAAUUAGAAAAUAAUGAAAAUUGUGUUAAUUUAUUUUGUUUCUCUCCUGAUAGCACUAUAUUAGCAUCAGAGUGUUCGAAUAACUCUAUUUGUUUAUGGGAAGUUAAGACAGGAUAACUUAAAGCCAAAUUAGAUGGUCAUUCAAAAGGAAUUCUGUAAGUAUGUUUCUCUCCUGAUGGUACUACAUUAGCAUCUGGAUCAGGUAACUCUAUACAUUUAUGGAAUGUUAAGACAGGAUUAGAAAAAGCAAAAUUUGAUGGUUUUAAAGGUAAUGUUUAUUCAGUCAAUUACUCUCCUGAUGGUACUAAAUUAACAUUUAGAAGUAGUAGAGAUGACUACAUCCUUUUAUAUUCAUUGGAUGUUUAUAUAGGAAAUAUAAAUUUUUUAUAUAUUUAUAAAGCAUCUGAUUUACAUAUUCGAGAAACAGAUAUUCUAGCAUUAUUUAAACCUUUGAAAUUUACUCAUAAUGUCAUUCCAGAAAUUGGUAUCCUUUUUCCACUAUUCUUUAGCCGCCCUAAAUGUUCCAAUUAUAACAAUUUCUUAAAUUCAAAAAUUAAAAACACAAGGAACCAUAAUCCUAAAAGGUGAAUUUAUAGAUUAUAAAGGAGGUGAUUUGCGUCCAUUAUUUAAAUCUCAAGAAUGUUGUAUUUUGGAAACCUAUUUAAAAUCUUCAUAAAAGUGA